AGGUAUUUUAUGUCGAAGAAAUGGAACUGGGCAGUCAUAAGGAACGUUGCAGCGUUUUGGAUUUUCGGUCUAUGCAACAACUACGGAUAUGUAAUUAUGUUGAGUGCUGCGGAGGACAUUAUGGCUGCUCAGGAGGGAGGCAAUGUUACCAAAGAAAUUCAGAACUGUGAGGAACACAUCACUUCUCGACAUUGCACAACCAUUUCGACUGGAGCUGUACUUCUUGCAGACAACCUUCCCUCUCUUCUUGUCAAACUUACCUUUCCAUUCUUUAUGCAUCGGAUUCCAUUUGUGUUUCGCCACGUGCUGGUUUGUUGCCUACAAUCUGCAAGCUACUUCAUAGUUGCCUUCUCCGUCAACGUGCCGAUGUCGCUUUCCGGAGUGUGCUUCGCAUCUUUCGGAUCUGGAAUAGGAGAGAUCAGUUACCUUGCGUUGGCUUCUCAUUAUUCCACCGCAUCAAUAGCUGCGUGGUCAUCGGGAACAGGUGCUGCCGGUUUGUUUGGCUCCUUCACGUAUGCGUUUCUGACAGAUCGGUCGAUGGGAAAUCUUCAGCCAAAAGUAGCUCUUCUCAUUCAACUUUUCAUACCACUUGUUUUCUUGAUUGCGUACUUCGCUAUCCUAGUUGUACCUACAGAUGUUCAUCAGCCAGGAUGGAAUCCUAAAACAUGGAUAGUUCCAGAACCAGUCGUCAAGCACGGAGAAAGCAUAAGCAGUGUGGAAAACGAAGAAGAGAGUUCAAAAGGAAAGGCCAAAUCGAAUUUGAAAGUUCCACAAAGGAAACUAACAUUUGUCGAAAGACUGAAGUACAUAGUGCCUCUACUACAUUAUAUGAUACCCUUGGCGCUUGUUUAUGUUGGGGAGUACCUCAUAAAUCAAGGAGUGACGCAGCUCGUCAUCUUCAACUGUCAUGAAGGAUUCAAUUUGACACUGAGUGCUCAGUACCGUUGGUAUCAGGUGCUCUAUCAACUUGGAGUUUUCAUUUCACGCUCUUCAGUGAAGUUUUUCGCAUUACCAACUUGGUCUCUCUACUUGUUGCCAAUACUUCAGGCAACGAAUUUCUUCUUCUUUUUCUUUGAAGCACUCUAUUGGUUCGUGCCUAGCAUAGGAAUAAUCUUCGCUAUUAUUGUAUUCGAAGGCUUAUUGGGAGGAGCAGCAUACGUGAACACAUUUGAUAAAAUUCAUAAAAAGGUUUCUCCAGAUAUACGAGAAUAUUCUUUGUCUGUGGCCUCUGUUGGAGACUCCAUUGGAGUCAAUUUCGCAGGAUUCAUGUCAAUACCAUUGCACAACUUCAUAUGCGGCAGACCAAUGCCAAGUGUGCGCUAAUAUAUGGUUUAUAAUUGCGCAUUAGUUAUACAGUAAUAAGUGCUGAGAAGAUACGGGGUUGCUUGCUCAAACGUUUCGUAAAGACAUUCUAGAAGCAUGAGGAU
Messenger RNA from Cylicocyclus nassatus, 1427 nucleotides. NCBI's taxonomy places the organism in Eukaryota, Metazoa, Nematoda, Chromadorea, Rhabditida, Strongylidae. The record is from the annotation of a GenBank genome assembly.